GCGGGGCCGGUCCCCCGCCCUGAGCGCGCUCCGUUCCUGUUCCAGGCGUUCAUUCCCGGUCAUGGAGCCCAAGCAGGCGGACGUGUCCAUCCCACUGCAGUCCCCCGGGUGGGGGGCGGCCGCCCCCGGACCCCGGUCCGACCCGCAGCCCCGGGACUACGUGCUCUGGUCGGUGCUCAAUGUGCUGCUGUGGAGCGCGCUGGGCGGGCUGGGCUGCCUCGGCUUCCCCGCGCUCGUCUGCUCCGUCAAGGCCCGUGACUGCAAGUUGGUGGGCGACCUGGAGGGCGCCCGACGCCACAGCGACCGCGCCAGGGUGGCGAACAUCGUCUGCUCCGUGGCGGUCGCCGUCGUCUGGCUGAUCUUCAUCAUCAUCGUCGCCAUCGUCGUCUCCACGCUCAGGACCACCUGACCACCGCCUGGCCCCACCCGCGGGGUGCUUCCCCUCCCUCCUGCCUCCAAAAUGUGCCCGCUCGGGGCGCGGGGGCAAAGGGAGUGACCCCCGGUCCCCCCGCCGCCCACGGCGCGGGUGUCCCCGCGCAGGCUGGGGCGAGGGGGACAGCCACCUCCCUUCGCUCUUCUCACGCGCGUCCUGGCACCUGUGACACACCUGUCGGUCACCGAUGCCACCAAUAAAGUUGGUCCUGCCAGA
Messenger RNA from Oenanthe melanoleuca, 649 nucleotides. RefSeq names its product interferon-induced transmembrane protein 5-like. Lineage: Eukaryota; Metazoa; Chordata; Aves; Passeriformes; Muscicapidae. The transcript is spliced from 2 exons. Gene Ontology annotation, biological process: defense response to virus; response to interferon-beta; negative regulation of viral genome replication. The record is from RefSeq and is a predicted model, not a curated record. Bases 62 to 409 code for a protein of 115 amino acids. Gene Ontology annotation, cellular component: plasma membrane.